Patella vulgata (common limpet) is the source of this 1976-nucleotide messenger RNA. Its product is annotated as secretion-regulating guanine nucleotide exchange factor. The transcript has 10 exons. The record is from RefSeq and is a predicted model, not a curated record. Bases 126 to 1319 code for a protein of 397 amino acids. Lineage: Eukaryota; Metazoa; Mollusca; Gastropoda; Patellidae.
CUUUAUUAAAUACCGAACAAAUUACUAGACAGUUGAUUCACGGAGGGUGUGCGACUGAUAAAUGGAUCGGCAAAGCGUGGUCGAGAAACUGUCAAUAAUUAAAUACACGUGAGACUCAUGUGAAGAUGAAAAUGACCACAACGAAAGAUAGUUGUGCUUCUAAAACGCCCACUGACCAACCCAACAAGAUCCUUUGCUGGGGAGCUAAUAGUUAUGGUCAGUUAAGUCUGGGUAAUAAAGAUGAUCAGUUAGAACCAAUACCAAUAGCAAAUUUACAAGACACAAAUAUUUUAUAUAUAACUGGUGGGGGUGGACAUUCUUUAGCAAUUACAGAUGAGAAUAAAUUAUUAGUUUGUGGAAGUAAUAGUAGAGGACAACUUGGAUUAGGUCAUACAGAAGAUAUAACUGUAUUAACUUCUCUACCAGAAUUUCAUAAUAAACCUAUAAAUCAAGUUGUUGGUGGAUGGGAUUUUACUCUUGCUGUAUCUGGUCAGCCUCAAGGAGAUGUUUUAUAUAGUUGGGGUUCUAAUAGUUUUAAUCAACUUGGUAGAUCUUCUCAACCUAACAACUUCAGUCCUAUACCAGGUAUUAUUAGUUUACCAAGUGGCACUAAGAAUGUAAAAAUAAAAAAUGUAACAGCUGGUCUUCGUCACUGUAUGGUAUUAACAGAGCAAGGGUGUGUGUUUACAUGGGGACACGGUAAAAAAGGUCAACUUGGCUACUUAUUGCCAGAUAAAUCAGCUCCUAAAUCUGUACAACAACCAACAAAAGUUGAAUUACCAGAGCCCAUUAUUAAAAUAUUCUGUGGUUCUUAUUAUAGUGGAGCAGUUUCAGAACAAGGUAAUCUGUAUUUAUGGGGAUGUAAUAAAUAUGGUCAACUUGCACAUGAUGUGACAAUUCUAACCUCAUCCAGUUUACCAAUUCAAAUAUCAAGCCAUAUAUUCAAGACAGGAAUAAAACAAAUCACCAGUGGUUGGACCCAUAUUUUAGUAUUAACAGAUGAUGGUAAUGUUUAUAGCUGGGGUAGAGGAGAUUAUGGUCAGUUGGGUAGAAAGAUCAGUAGAAUAUGUGACUUUACGCCAUCCAGAAUAGACAACAUGCAACCAAUACAAUAUAUAACUUGUGGUUCCGAACAUAAUCUAGCUAUAGACAGUUCAGGAAAUCUACUGAGUUGGGGAUGGAAUGAACAUGGUAUUUGUGGAACUGGUGACGAAAUUAAUAUUUAUAAACCUUCCGUCCCAAAUAAAUUAAUUGGCAUUAAUGUCAGACAUAUUGGCUGUGGUGCUGGUCAUUCAUUUGCAGUAGUAGAAGAGACUUGAAAGCCUACUGGAAUAUAUAAUGACCUUGUGUUUCCAUGUUCGAUUUAGAGUUGGCUGUAAAAGUUCUUCAGGAUUUUCCGGAGUGCCUUCCCCUUGUCAGAGAUAGAGAGAGAGAGAGAGAGAGAGAGAGAGAGAGAGAUUAACAUCCACUCGUCCACUCGACACAAACUAGGUCAUUUCGGGACUAACAUAUGGUUCAAUAAUUCCCUUGCACGUAGGGGUGUUUAGCAUUCAGAGGAAACUAGAGGACAGGCGGCCCUACUCCUUGUCACGUAUAACGUGCUAACCAUUCGGCCAUCCAAACCCCAUAAUUUCGAUGGAUGUAAAGAACCAUUGACAGUUGCCUAUUUUCUUUAACCUGGUAAGUGCAGAUCAGUAGGACGUUAAUCCCCAUUUCAUUCAUUCCAUCUAAACAUUCAUCAGUAUGUGAGAGAGUGUAGAGGUCAAAUGAGCCUAUAAGAUCGGGCACAUAGAACUUCAAUAUAGUGUUUGCAUUCAUUUGACUGGAAGGUCAGUAACGACUUUACAUCUGUAAGCUUGAACAGGGUUAAGUUGAACAGUAUCUAUAAUACGGGUAAAAAUUAUAGAGCUAUUAAUAAAGAAUAUAAAUAAAUUGUGUUGAUUUCCUAAUUACCUAAUGUGUUAAAUUAUAAGCCU